CAGCUGUGUGGGACUCAUUUAUACAGUUCUUAGCCAGUUUUGUAGCUGCAGCAUUGGUGGUAGUUUGGUUUCUUGUGCUCUUUGUUCACGGUAUGUAAAUCUGAUCUGCUUAAGCUAAAGGAUUUCUGUCUUUAUCCAAGUUACUGAGCUCAGUUGCAAGGAAACUGCAUGAAAUUCAAUAAACCAUGAUAUGCAGGAGGUCUGACUAGAUUAGGUGAAGAGUCCUUCUUCUCCUUAAACUUUUUGACAGUGGGAAAGCAAUUUUUCCUCAUGCAAGAUGAAGGAGAAAGCAUCCUGAAAAAAACCUGCAAAAGAAAAGCCUAUUAUUUGUGAGCAGGUUUAAAGGGUAGUUGCAUGAAGGCGACCUGCUUGUUCUGAUGCUGAAACCAUAGAAGUAAUGGGAAAUUCUGCUGUCGCCAUUUAUGCAUUAGGAUUUGGUAUGUUUCUGGAUUGCCUUUAGUAAAUGUCAUGUUUAAGGAAGUGAAAUUAAGUUUACUUUCUCAGUCUCCGGCUGACUGCUGUUACGUGGUAAGACAAGAGAGGUGAGAGCACGGCUAAUUAAAGUGCAGCAGCCUUCCACUCCCCUUGGGCUGGUUAUUCUGUGGAAAAUGGGUCAGUUACUGUGAGAGAUUGUUUGCCAGCAGGAGGCAGGAAAAGCUGCUGCUCCCGCUCCUCACCUUGCUGUUGGGGAGAGCACUGCCCGCUGCCACAGGCGCUUGCAAUGCCUUGAUGGUAUUUGGAUGCAGAAGCCGUUCCUCGCAGAUGGGGAAACGACACCUGGCCGAACACAACGGUGGUCCCUGCUGUCCCAUCUGCUCCUGUAGAUGAAGCAGUGUCAACAGAGGUGUUCCUGGGCUGGACCUGAGGCGAAUGAAAUGAAUUUGGACGAUAUGAGUGGGAGUUGCACUUCUGAAAGAAAAACGAUCUGUUACGAAGGAAGGCUGUCUGGUCAGCGUGUUAGCUGUUGGUCACACGUAUCUGGCCCGAAAACGGCAGGCAUCUGAAACUGCUUGGACCUGCUGGAGUCAACCUGGUCGAUCCACGGAUGCUGUGAACUGGGAGCCGACCAAAGAGUGGGAGAACUCCAGGAUUCCUACCCAGAAAAGAGGUGUACCUUCAGGCUCCCUGAAAGAAAUGCUAUGGUAAAUUCAGGAAUCCAUGAGAGACAACUGAGCAACUGAGACUGGUGCUGGGAGCCACGUAGUCAUGCAGCCUCUUUGCCUCCAUGUGAAUUCGGUUCUUUUGCGAAGUGCCUGCCGGGGUGCGUGCAGAAGAAUGGCUGCAGCAGAACCUCUGACCGCUUUCUCCCGGUGGUACCUCUAUGCCAUUCAUGGUUAUUUCUGUGAGGUGAUGUUCACAGCUGCCUGGGAGUUUGUGGUCAACUUUAACUGGAAGUUCCCAGGUGUUACCAGUGUGUGGGCACUCUUCAUUUAUGGCACCUCCAUCCUCAUUGUGGAGAAGAUGUAUCUGUAUCUCAAGGACAAGUGUAACAUUUUGGUGCGCUGCCUCAUUUACACUCUUUGGACAUACCUCUGGGAGUUCACCACUGGCCUCAUUCUACGCCAGUUCAAUGCCUGCCCAUGGGACUAUUCCCAGUUUGAUUUUGACUUCAUGGGCCUGAUCACCCUGGAGUAUGCCAUCCCAUGGUUCUGUGCUUCUUUCAUCAUGGAGCAGCUGGUGAUCAGAAACACCCUGCGCUUACGAUUUGAUGAGACUGCUGAGCCAGGGGCCCCCACUGUCCCUGUUGCCUUGGCCAACGGUCAUGUGAAGACUGAUUGAAUAGUGACUCAGAGCCACUCUUAGCAAUCUGAGAGAGCCUAGACCUCUACUACAGACUGUCAGCUCUGGCUUUGAGGUACCGCUCUUUCCUGUAUGAUAAGAUUCAUAAACCCCAUUUUUUCUAAUGGGGGUGUGCAUGGGAUAUACCAGAAAAAAAUGGAACCAAUGGAUUUUCUAUGGAUUUAACUCUUUGGGCUCCAAGGACCAAUGUCAGCUACUUGUUACUUAGGUCAUUUCUGAUUUUAACUUAUUACAGAUGAAAGCAGUCCUUUUGCUUACAUGUGUGUGGAGAAAGAAGAAAAAAAUGCUACAGUGGAAACACAUACAAAAAGAAAAAAGUUAGCGGAUGGGCAUGGACAUGCCAGCUAAGUUAGCAAUUGGCUUAUUCCAUUAGGCAAUAUUCAGGUGCUUGCUUGCAACCAAUACCUCCCGUGGGACCUGAGAUGCUGCAGGAACAAGGAAAAUCCAUCUGCUGUUGAGAAGAACCGAAGACUGGCAGUCUGCUGGGGAGGUAGAUGGUGUUCCCCUCUUGAGGUCCCCUUGGCCUCCCCCCAGGUUCUUUGUUGCACCACAGUAUGUUCUGGUGCUGGACAUCUUGCAGAAUUUAUACAAAUCUUGUACUUUUUGAAGUCUCAGUCCUGAUACUUACUAGAGAACUCUCUCUCUCUCUUUUUUUUUUUUUUUUUUUUUUAAUAAAGGCCUUUUUUGCCGAGUGAAUUUUACCAUAAUCUCUGCAAUUUGAAUCUUGGCAAAAGGAACAGGAAAUAGCAUAUGUCUUCCCAUCACCUGUAUCCCCCUCAAAGCAGAACUUGCCUGAAGGGCUGCUCCAGAUUCUGGCUCCCAUCCCAACCGUGCAAAAUUUGUAAAGACUGUACACACUACAAGGGUUUUUUGCCUUCCUUCCCAGGGAUUCUUCUGUUUCUGGUGACAUUGCUGACUUAGUCUGGCUGUAACCCCUUGUACUUGACCAAGGGUCAAAAAUCUUUGUGUGGCUAAGGCAGUGUCCAGGAUUUGGAGCCCUCUGGGACUGACUGUCAGCUUGCUUUAGCGUUGGCAGGUCUUGGCCUAGUUCUGCCCAGUGUUCUCAGAGUAUUCAAGAGCAGGGUUUUAUUUUUUCCUUCACAAAUUUUAUUUUACGUAACUACAACAACCUGUUGUCAUAACGCUGAUUGGAGGCAGCAAGGGAUAUGUCACACCACCUGAUACAGGGAGGCACAUUGUAAAAGCAGGUUUCUAAAGAGUGAUUUUUCAUGCCCCCUCAGACUGAGGCUGCGGUUAGGGCGUGAAUGCAGCUGGUAGAGAGCUGGAGGGGGAGGAAGUGCUAUGACUCCAUUUUAGAGAUAUCUGUGCUGGGGACAGUUUGAAAUUUAAUCCAUUUGGGAACUUUCUUGGAGCACAGGGAAAGCUGUAAUGCAGAAAGAGUGCUUGAUACCGGCAGCCACAGAUUAAUUAUUUGCUUUGGGAAAACUUGGCUGUUGGAGUUAGCAACAAAUGUGGAGUCUCCAGCUGUCAGAUAUAUCUCACUCCUAACAGUUUUAUGAGGAAGUUUGCUGUAACUGUCCUGUAGGGCCAGAUAAAUUUUACGGGUUCUUCCACCAUAGUCAACAGAGCUGCACUAGGGAUGAAUUUGGCUUGCAAUGCAAAUCUGUUUGUGUGAUUGUAGAAUUCCACCCUUGUCUUGGAAAUGUGUUCGUCCAUGUUGGUCCUCUACUUCCCAUGGGGUGUGCUCAGCUGCAAACCUGCUCCUUGCCCUGGAGCAUCAUUCCAGAGAGGAAAAGCACUUCUGGCUGUGUGAGGGGAAUUGUUGGUUGGUUCUGCUCUUAUGAGGGCAGUGUUAACCCUUUUUGUGUCACACAGUGCAAUUAUUUUAUUCCUCCUUCCCCCCUUCUCACAUAACAUCCGUUGCUGGCAAUGGACACGUGAAAACUCUGGCGUCAAGGAGUUAAUCAAAUCUGCCUUGGGGUAUGCAAUGUCUUAUGAAGCACCCAGAAUACUUAGGUGGGUGUUUAGAGUUCCCCUUUUAUAGUUCAUUAAAUUAAAAGACAACAAACACUGAACCACUGAACAGAUUUUUCUCUUUCCUUUUUUUUUUUUCAUGCUGUGAUACCGGUAUUAUGAAAUCAGAAAUAGUAUGUUGUUCGUCAGCCUUGAUGGUCUCAAGGGUUUAGACCGAGGCAAAAUAGUCACCUAUCAUUGUACAUGGAGGCUGGGAAAAGAGAUGAGAUUUGUAUGUGGGAUAAUGUAAAUCAGCUCUACUGAAACAAAACAAUAGUUGCAAGGUGCAGGUAAGAGCUGAGAUCCCUCCGUUCUGGCUCUGGUGCAAGUGAAGCAAUUCUGUCAUGGUGACUAAAUGCAGUAUCUGAAACUAGGCUGUCCUUUCACGGCAUAGCUUAACUCUACCGUGAUACUGCCUUCCCCACAACCCUCUGAAACCCUCAGCUUCACAGAAACGUCCUUUGCAUCCCUGUUUUGUUCUUAGCUGUUACAAGACUCUAGAAAGUUAGAAGGAGUUAUCUGCCUCAUUUGGUGAACGCCACACCAGCUGUGCAUGGGACCGGGGGAGGAGGAAUGGCUGCUCACAAUGGUAACCUGGUGCACAGUCGUGUCCUUUGGUUUCAGAAGCUUCCCGCUAAAUGACCUCGUUGUUGCACAGUUAUGUGAUAUCCAGGUGCUCAAACCACGGAAGGGUUCCCAGGUGGCAUCCGAUAUCUUAUUCUAUUAUCCUUUAUUGCCUGUGCCAUUGUAACACUAUUGUAGUCUGUUUUCUACUGGCGUCUGGCAAGUACCACCCAGAUAUUGCAUCUUCAUAGAGUCGUAGUUUACACCCAGAAGUGCACUUUACUUGCAGCUUGCACACCAGGAACAGAAUAGAACCCAACAAAUUCUUAAUUCAAAUAAUCCCCUGGACAACUCAUGCUAUCACAGGGUUUUCUGUAAUACUGUGUACCUAAUGCAGCAGGAUUAGCUAGACUUCUCCUUUCUGGGCAACAUGGUUACAGUCAGAGCUUUGUCUUUUCUGAGAAAUCUCCCUUUUUUAAUACAUGUGAUGCUUCUUAUACCAUCUUACAGGAGGAGUGCCCAGAGUCCAGUGAGACACGAAGGUCUCACUGGCAGCUCGGCAAGGGCAAAGGAGCUGGACUGAAUUAAAAUGAAAAAAACGCACAAAGGCCUAACAUUUGUACAUGUAUCUUCCUCAGUAGAUUAAAGUUGCCUGUUUUGAGUUCACCAGCAAUAAAAAACUUGUGAUUUA
Molecule: messenger RNA, 5029 nt
Organism: Dromaius novaehollandiae (emu)
Lineage: Eukaryota; Metazoa; Chordata; Aves; Casuariiformes; Dromaiidae
Gene: TMEM229B
Product: transmembrane protein 229B
Exons: 4
Coding region: 1207-1779 (190 amino acids)
Source: RefSeq, a predicted model, not a curated record